This is a messenger RNA of Merops nubicus (carmine bee-eater), 989 nucleotides long. RefSeq names its product protein lin-54 homolog. NCBI's taxonomy places the organism in Eukaryota, Metazoa, Chordata, Aves, Coraciiformes, Meropidae. The transcript has 3 exons. The annotation marks the transcript as partial. The record is from RefSeq and is a predicted model, not a curated record.
CUGCCCCGGUCAUCACUGCCACAGCUGCUAAAAUGGAGGUGGUUUCAGCAGAAGUCAACAGCUUGCUCCCUGAGGAAAUAAUGGACACGGGUAUAACUCUGGUGGAAGAUGACAGCAUCGAGGCAGUUAUUGUGUCAUCACCAAUGGAAGAUUCUAUUCCCAUGGAAACAGAGCUGGAAGAAAUGGUGAACAUAAGGUCCACGAGUGACUCCUCAGUUACAACUACAGCCACAGUCACCACAGAGUCAGUUACUGCACCCAGCAAUCACUCAGACGAUGCGACAGUGAACACCACAACCCCAAAACCUGACGUGAAUGCGGUAGCGAAGUCCGCCUUUCCCAGCGGCCUCCAUAAACUCGGUGCUCAGACCCCCGUCACUAUAUCAGCCAAUCAAAUUAUUCUGAACAAGACCGCUGAUAUCAAGAUAGGCAACCAGAGUAUUAAACCGGAUGGGCAAAAGCUGAUUUUAACAACUUUGGGCAAGUCUGGCCAACCUAUUGUCUUGGCAUUACCCCACAGCCAGAUCCCGCAGGCGCAGAAGGCCGCGUCCCAGGCCCAGAGCGCAGAGUCCAAGGUACAAGGCCAGCAGAUCAAAGUUGUCAUUGGAGGUCGGUCAGAAGUGAAGCCUGUUGGCGUCUCAGCCUUGGCCCAAGGAAACCAGCUGGUGAGCGCUGCGGCCCAGCCCUCUGUCCUGCAGACCCAGCAGCUGAAAACCGUGCAGAUUGCGAAGAAGACCCGAACCCCAACUUCUGGCCCAGUGAUCACCAAGCUGAUCUUUGCAAAACCAAUCAAUAGCAAAGCUGUCACAGGGCAGACCACUCAAGUGUCACCAGUCAUUGCAGGUAGGGUUCUUACUCAGUCUGCCCCAGGAACACCACCAAAGACAAUAACCAUCUCCGAGAGCGGAGUCAUCGGGUCGUCGCUGACGACCACAGCGCAGCAGACGCCGAAUAAGAUCGCGAUCUCACCACUCAAGUCCCCUAGUAAG